CGGUUUAACCUACAAUUAGCUGGACCGUUUGUAACUUUGUUCUUGGUGAUUCACUCGCACCCGGUUUAAUUUCUUUCUACACAACGCAGAAUUCAUCCCCAAAGACCAGAGCUGGCAUCUCAAGCUUCCAGCCAGAGAUGGACCGAUCGUAUCAAGAAGAACCUGAAAGUCUUGAAGCUUCAUUGCUUCAAAUGAUCCAUGAUCACAACCAUGCUUCUGCCAUACUACGUGAACGCACUGAGAAAGCGAAGAAAGAAGCGAUUCAGACUGCUGCACGCGUUUCAGAUUUGGUGGUGAAUGCAGUGAAUGAGGGUGUGCAAGAGGUCUACAUAAACGAGAAGCGAAUUGAAAUGGAAAUUCGAGCAUUGACAGCUAGGAUUAUGCUAUUUAAGAAACAGACUGAUCAGUGGCUCACAGCGUCUCAUGCUAUUAACACUGCUGUCAAGGAAAUUGGAGAUUUUGAGAAUUGGAUGAAGAUAAUGGAACUUGAUUGUAAAAGCAUUAGUGCUGCAAUCUGCAACAUUCACCAAGAAUGAAAUGACAAGGUUCUAUCCCAGUCAAUGGUUUUCACGAUGACAAUGUGGUGGGAAGCGUACUGUGAUUGCCAAUCAGUGAUGCUGAGUGGAUACAGUACUGCAGAAAGAUGCCUUGUCGACAUGUUUGGGAUCUGCUGCGGCAUUUCCCGUGCAAAUCAAUGAUAUUUCACUAUGUCUGUGCCUGCCAGUAGUAUUGAAAAUAUCAACUGUAAAUAUGUGCCUGCACUUGCAUGCAGACAUUUCAGCACCAUAAAUAGAAAAGGGGAGUCGUGUAUUUUACAAGAACCGUGAGAAUGAUCUUGAUGAACACCUUUCGUCUCCUUUGCCUGCUUAUCAUUUAAAGUUCUAAUAUAAUCAUGGUAAGAGAUUGCAAACGUUACCUAAUUAUUUUCAGUCCCAACCUGCUAAUGCUUUUCUUCUCCUUUUCUAGAAGUGUGGUGUGAUGGCUGCUAUUAUUCCUGCACCUACUUUGUCGAUUUAUAAGCACGUUGAGCACCUUUUUUAACAAACCAAUUAUAAGGGUGACAGCUAAGUGAGUGUAACCGUGGUAUUAGAAAAGCCUCGUUUUGAAGUA
Messenger RNA from Olea europaea var. sylvestris, 1110 nucleotides. RefSeq names its product biogenesis of lysosome-related organelles complex 1 subunit 1. The record is from RefSeq and is a predicted model, not a curated record. NCBI's taxonomy places the organism in Eukaryota, Viridiplantae, Streptophyta, Magnoliopsida, Lamiales, Oleaceae. Gene Ontology annotation, biological process: endosomal transport. The transcript has 5 exons. The coding region runs from base 138 to 536 and encodes 132 amino acids. Gene Ontology annotation, cellular component: BLOC-1 complex.